GGCAGCGGCCGGCACUUCCUGUAUAAAGGCGGGCGGUCUGCUGCGAACCCCACGAGCCGGGCUCGGGCGCGAGCAGGCGGCGGCGGAGCAGGGGGAGGGCUGUCCCUUCGGCCCGCCAUCCCUUCGGCUUUCCGGGUUCUCGGCGUGACAUCCGCGGAGCGGGGCCCUGCAUGCGUGUGCGCGCGGAAGAAUGGCAGUGCUCAAACUCAGCGACCAGCCCCCACUGGUCCAGGCCAUUUUCAGUGGAGAUCCAGAGGAGAUACGUAUGCUCAUCCACAAGACUGAAGAUGUGAACGCACUGGAUUCUGAGAAACGAACCCCGCUUCAUGUGGCUGCAUUCCUGGGAGAUGCAGAGAUCAUCGAACUCCUGAUUUUGUCAGGAGCUCGUGUAAAUGCCAAGGACAACAUGUGGCUGACCCCACUACAUCGAGCUGUUGCUUCCAGAAGUGAAGAAGCAGUGCAAGUAUUGAUUAAGCACUCUGCUGAUGUCAACGCGAGAGACAAGAACUGGCAGACCCCGCUCCAUGUGGCAGCAGCCAAUAAGGCUGUCAAAUGUGCAGAAGUCAUCAUUCCACUACUGAGCAGUGUCAAUGUCUCUGACCGAGGGGGGCGCACAGCCUUGCACCAUGCGGCUCUGAACGGCCAUGUGGAGAUGGUCAGCUUACUCUUGGCUAAAGGGGCCAACAUCAAUGCCUUUGACAAGAAGGACCGACGUGCCCUCCACUGGGCAGCAUAUAUGGGCCACCUGGAUGUUGUGGCACUGCUCAUUAACCAUGGCGCAGAAGUUACCUGUAAGGAUAAGAAGGGUUACACCCCUCUGCAUGCCGCAGCCUCCAAUGGGCAGAUCAAUGUCGUCAAACAUCUCCUGAACCUGGGGGUGGAGAUUGAUGAAAUCAAUGUCUAUGGAAACACGGCACUUCACAUCGCCUGCUACAAUGGCCAGGAUGCUGUUGUUAAUGAGCUGAUCGACUAUGGUGCUAAUGUGAACCAGCCCAACAACAGUGGCUUCACCCCUCUGCAUUUUGCUGCGGCCUCUACUCAUGGUGCUUUGUGUCUAGAAUUGUUGGUAAAUAACGGGGCCGAUGUGAAUAUUCAGAGUAAGGAUGGCAAAAGUCCUCUGCACAUGACGGCCGUCCAUGGAAGGUUCACACGCUCACAAACGCUCAUCCAGAAUGGAGGUGAAAUUGACUGUGUGGAUAAGGAUGGCAACACACCUCUCCAUGUGGCUGCAAGAUACGGUCAUGAGCUUUUGAUUAACACCUUAAUAACCAGCGGAGCUGACACAGCCAAGUGUGGAAUUCAUAGCAUGUUCCCCUUACAUUUAGCUGCCCUAAAUGCCCACUCUGAUUGCUGCAGAAAGUUGUUAUCGUCGGGACAAAAGUAUAGCAUAGUGUCCUUGUUUAGUAAUGAGCACGUGCUGUCUGCAGGCUUUGAAAUAGACACCCCAGAUAAAUUUGGAAGAACGUGCCUUCAUGCUGCUGCUGCAGGAGGUAAUGUGGAAUGUAUAAAACUCUUGCAGAGCAGCGGAGCAGAUUUCCACAAAAAGGACAAGUGUGGGAGAACCCCUUUGCACUAUGCAGCUGCAAAUUGUCAUUUCCACUGUAUUGAGGCAUUGGUGAUCACUGGGGCCAGUGUUAAUGAAACAGACGAUUGGGGACGGACCGCUCUGCACUAUGCUGCUGCAUCAGACAUGGAUAGAAAUAAGACGCUCUUAGGAAAUGCCCAUGAAAAUUCUGAGGAACUUGAAAGAGCCAGGGAAAUGAAGGAAAAAGAAGCGGCACAAUGUCUAGAGUUUCUGCUUCAAAAUGAUGCAAAUCCGUCCAUCCGGGACAAGGAAGGCUACAAUAGCAUCCACUACGCUGCUGCCUAUGGCCACAGACAGUGUCUGGAACUACUUUUGGAAAGAACCAACACUGGUUUUGAAGAAUCUGAUUCUGGUGCUACCAAGAGUCCACUCCACUUAGCUGCCUAUAAUGGGCACCACCAAGCCUUGGAGGUCCUUCUGAAGUCUCUGAUGGACCUGGACAUAAGGGAUGAGAAAGGCCGCACGGCACUGGAUCUAGCUGCCUUCAAGGGACACACAGAAUGCGUGGAGGCACUUAUUAAUCAAGGCGCAUCCAUCUUUGUGAAAGACAAUGUAACGGAAAGAACUCCACUUCAUGCCUCAGUUAUUAAUGGUCACACCCUGUGUUUGAGGCUAUUACUCGAAAUUGCAGACAACCCGGAAGUGGUUGACCUGAAAGACGCCAAAGGACAAACCCCCCUGAUGCUUGCAGUAGCAUAUGGACACAUUGAUGCUGUUUCAUUAUUACUUGAAAAGGAAGCAAACAUAGAUGCUGUUGAUAUCAUGGGAUGCACAGCUUUACAUAGAGGGAUUAUGACAGGACACGAGGAGUGUGUUCAGAUGCUGCUGGAACAGGAAGUGGCAAUCCUCUGUAAAGAUUCCCGAGGGAGGACACCCUUGCACUACGCAGCUGCGCGGGGCCAUGCCACGUGGCUGAGUGAGCUGCUCCAGCUCGCUCUUUCCGAGGAGGACUGCUGUCUCAAGGACAACCAAGGCUACACACCACUGCACUGGGCUUGUUAUAAUGGUAAUGAAAACUGUAUAGAGGUACUUUUGGAGCAAAAAUGUUUUCGCAAAUUUAUUGGUAAUCCCUUUACUCCACUGCACUGUGCAAUAAUAAAUGAUCAUGAAAAUUGUGCAUCAUUGCUACUUGGGGCCAUAGAUUCCAGUAUCGUCAGUUGUAGAGAUGACAAAGGCAGGACACCCCUCCACGCAGCAGCCUUCGCUGAUCAUGUGGAGUGCUUACAGCUGCUUCUGAGACACGAUGCUCAAGUGAAUGCAGCUGACCAUUCAGGGAAAACAGCACUGAUGAUGGCUGCAGAGAACGGCCAGGCAGGCGCUGUGGAUAUUCUGGUGAACAGUGCCCAGGCUGAUCUGACUGUGAAGGAUAAGGACUUGAAUACUCCCUUACAUCUGGCUAGUAGCAAAGGUCAUGAAAAAUGUGCCUUGUUAAUACUUGACAAGAUACAAGAUGAGAGCCUUAUUAAUGCCAAAAACAAUGCAUUGCAGACACCUCUCCACAUUGCUGCACGCAAUGGCUUGAAGGUGGUAGUUGAGGAGUUGCUGGCCAAAGGAGCCUGCGUACUUUCUGUAGAUGAAAAUGGUCAUACCCCGGCCCUGGCUUGUGCUCCUAAUAAAGACGUGGCUGACUGCCUGGCCCUCAUUCUGGCUACCAUGAUGCCUUUUUCUCCUUCCAGUACAAUGGCGGCUGUCAACUUCGUUUGUUUUAAAAAAGACAAUUUGAGCAGGACAACCCUCUCCAAUCUGGGGAGCAUGGUUAGCCUGUGCAGUAACAACGUAGGCUCGGAGGAUGGUUACAAUGAAAACGAUUCUGAUUCUGAAACAUUCUGACUUUGGACUAUACAAGCUUUUCUUUGGUCACCUGUGUUGCAGGAAAGGAAAAAAGCUUGAAUUCCAGGUUUUUUGCUCUGUUCAAGUAUUUGGGGCCCAAGUUUCUAGAAGCCAGUAGAAAAAGAGUCAGCCCAGCCCAGAGAGGGCAGCUAGGCUGUAGGCAAAAAUACACACAGAUGGGUCUGGCUUUUGUUUGCUUCAUGUUUUCUUUAGCUCUAAGGUACUUCUGUGAAAGUCUACUUCUCAUUUCAAGUCAAAAAUUUCAAAGUAUUUAAUUCUUUUGCUUUGAGUAUAAUGCAACAGAGAGGCAACUAUUCACUAUAAAUUUUUUUUUUUCACGUACUCGGUGAAUUCUGUGAGAUCUAUUGAGGAGGCAUUCAUAUCCUCUGGGAGGGGAGGGAAGAAGUGGAUAGGAAAUGCCUGGAACCGAUUCUCACUUUGAUGUUUACUUCCUCAGUAGCAGCCAAAGGUAAAGGUGUUCAUCUUCAGACAUAAUGCCUAUAAUUAUCUUCUUAAGGGAGUCCAAUUCUUUCUGUCCUCUCUAUAGUAAGCACUUAAAUAUCCACAAAUUUUGUCCAGGGAUCUUUGUUAAAGUUGCCAAAUGAAUGGAAAAAUUGAUCAUGCUUUUUCAUUAAACACAGACACAGCACCCAGGGCUCUCCAUAUGAAAUUUGUGACUGAUUUUUCACCUGAGUGAUUGAUCCCAAUUUAUCUAAUAACAUUUCAGUUGAAUUAUAUUGCACCAAAACUAUGAGAUAAUAUGCAAUUCGAAUAUGAAAUUAUCCUUUUGUUAGUUUGUUCCUAAAUGAAAAUAUUACUUUGUAAGGCAUCAGAAUCGUCAACACUGUCCAUCAAUGGUAAAAUAAAAAAUGAGUUUCUCAGUCAAGGUCAUAUCAACUGAGUGACAAUAUGGCUACAGAAGGGAAUUAAGAAAACAAAAAUAGAAAGUAGAAUUGAAUGAUGUGGAAAUGAAAGCCAAUUGCCAGAUGUUUGGUGAUGAAAUCAGCAUUGUGAAUACUAUGUCUGCUCCCUCUGCCUAAGCUUCUAGGUUGAAUGGACCCCGUUCUGCACCUGGGACAGCUGUACAAAAAGAAGAAUGAGACUUUAAAAAUUAUGCACAGACACAUGCACACAUAUGUGUAUAUUUGUAUGUACUUCAUCCACCAGCUAUCCAUGAGGACCAAAAUGCUUCUCCCUGUAAAAUGGGAGAUUUUCUUUCUUUCAAAAUGCAAAUAAAAACCAUAGUAGUUUUUCUAUGGGGUUAAAAUGUACUCUUUUUGUGUGCCAGUCCUUAUCAUAUUUUAUAUUUCCUAUAACUCAAGUUUCUAGUUGAUGACUGAACAUUUGUAAUAGAUGAUGUUUUGACCACAGGUGUUUGGUUUUGUUUUUUUUUUAACUAGAGGAAAUGUCUGUACACUUUUGGUGUAAAUGUGUUUAUAUUUAUUUGAAAUGAAACAAAUGCUGAGGAACUAUCUUCUGUUUUUUUCCUCUAUAUUUUAAUUGAUAUGUAUCUUAUUUGUAAUAACAAAAAAAAUGGGGAUGUACCCUUGACCUUGGGCCAGCCAACAGCUCUGGAGUUAAAUCCAGCAUUUCCACUACUAAGGUUUCAAAUCAACCCUCAGGUUCAUCCAUUGCUCAGUCCCACUCUGUAGCCAGCUUAGAGCUCUCUGUGAGAUGAAAAGUGAUAUGGCAGAUCAUAUGCACAAAGGUGGCUCAAAGAAAGACCCAGAGUUUAUCCUAACUACACUGAAAAUGUUACAUGGUCCUGAUAACCUAAUGGGAAAUGAUGCUACAUGUGGGCACUGUGCCCAGGAAAGAAAUAAAAAACCAGCCCAAGUGCCAUUCUGCACUUGAAGAAGAUUCAGAAAAGAAAUAUGCAGUGUUAAGGCAGUACUUUCCAACAUUUUACAGUAGGUUCCGCAUCUUCAUCCUGGAAUUUUCUAUUUAUAGUAUAUGUGAGAUACUUUUGUAAACAGUGUUCUAUGACAUCUGGAUCAGAUCCAGAUAAUGUAUUAUCUUUUUCAGCAAGCUGUAGAAGACUUUUACCCUUACUCUUUUAAUAUCCUGGAUUUAAUUAAAACUCACAUUCAGUUCCUCACAAAUGAAACCUUGUUUGAAGGUCUCAUAAAACUGGUAUCUAUUUCAUCAAAAAAAAAAGAAAAGAAAAAAAAAUUACACCAGCAACAUUUUUUUUUUUAAUUCUUCGUGUGGUUUCCCUCCUUCUUCUGUUCUUUCUGUUUAGAGCAGGUACCUUUUUUAAAAAAGUAGAAAAAUUGCCAAUGAGCAGCAAUGACCUUAUCUUUACUGAAACACUGAAGAUUCAGGGAGCUGUCAUGUUGAAGAAGCCUUAUCUAGCCUGGGCCUUGUCUCCAUGGAGCUGAGCUCUAAGCUCCAACCUGUUUUCUGUUAGAGGGAGGACAAGGAACAAAAUGAAAUCAGGCUUACCAAGAGCCAUUCUUCUGAGCUCGUCUCUUGCUCCUUCUCUGCCUCUAUUUUUACCUCCCAAAUUUUUAAAGACAUGUAUUUAAAACUAUAAUUUCUGUGUAUUUCAGUUAUCUCUCAUAAAUAAACUUAUAUUUGAAGCAUAACAUUCCAAGGGGAAAAAACAACAAAAAAUGUUUUUAUUAGCAUCUUAAUUGCUUAAUACUUUGACCUGAAUGUGUUAUUUUUAGACUAUAUUUUAACCACAGCUACAAGGACCAUGUUUCACUGGACUUACCUAUUCGCUGAUGUCUGCCUAUCUUUGGUCUAUUCAUUACUAUCUCCAAAUUGCCUAAAGUCUGCUAUGAUUCUACAGUAAAUAGCUCAGGGGAUUUCUGUUCAUCAGUACUAAAAGGGCACCAUAGUACAUUUUGGUACCUCUGGCAGUAAACAGCUGCUUGACUUAUUUUAUUAUUAUAUUAAAACAUCAAAUGGAUUUUCUGCAUUAGCCAUUCUUUGUACUGGUUAAGCAACUUGGUUUGCUUAUCUAUUGUGUUGGUCAAAGAAUCAUCCUUUUUCUUUGUCUUGGAACAUGAAGUUAGAGUGCCUUUUUACAUUUGUAUAUUCUGGAAAUGUUCUGUGAAAUGUUUUGUAUUUUUUUCAUUUGAGUGUUAAUCAGAGCAAUAUAAUACCAGUGAGUUUUUCUUUCUACCCUUCUUUGAAUGUACAAAGUGUCCUCUUUCCUAUUUCCCCUUUUCUCUGCUUUGAAAUUAAAAUGCUAAAGUUUUCUAUAGGAAUUAUGUUGGAUUUUGCAGUGCUAAAAUGCUUUCUUCUUGCAAAACUGUAAACCAUAGGUCAGUAUUAUAGGGGAACAGCGUUUUAAGAUAGUGACAAUCCAAGUGUGUGUAUAAAUGUAAUUCUAUGUGUUUCUUAUGCAGUGAUCUGAAGAUUCAAUGCAAGUACCUUUCCUUUGGGAGUUUUGUCUACAGACUCUAUGCUUUAGCAUGUGCAAUAUAUCUUUGCAAAGCACGAGGAUACAAAUCUGGCGCCAGUGUUAUAUUUUGUAUAACAAAUUUGUAACAGCAUAAGAUAUUAUCUGAUGAUUUCAGUAGGAUUUUGUCUAUAAUUUUUAAAUGUAAAUUGGAGUUGAAUGACUCUGGUAAAUGUCAUGAGUGUAAAAAAUGAGGAAAAUGGCUUUCUUUUCAGUGAAUGACUUCAAACCAGUCUGAGUCUUCCCAAGCACAGUUUAAUACUUUUGCAACUACUGAAUGCUCUAGUAAUGUAAUGAAGUACUUAACUGUAAUAUGCUAUGGAAAUGCAUUCAGAUGGUUAUUUUUAAUAAAAACGGUACAAAUAUUGUU
Molecule: messenger RNA, 7197 nt
Organism: Nannospalax galili (Upper Galilee mountains blind mole rat)
Lineage: Eukaryota; Metazoa; Chordata; Mammalia; Rodentia; Spalacidae
Gene: Ankrd44
Product: ankyrin repeat domain 44
Exons: 28
Coding region: 191-3415 (1074 amino acids)
Molecular function (GO): protein binding
Source: RefSeq, a predicted model, not a curated record